Molecule: messenger RNA, 2547 nt
Organism: Letharia lupina
Lineage: Eukaryota; Fungi; Ascomycota; Lecanoromycetes; Lecanorales; Parmeliaceae
Exons: 7
Coding region: 1-2547 (848 amino acids)
Source: RefSeq, a predicted model, not a curated record
AUGUUGGCAGACUUGGACCAGAUAGACGACGAUCCAUUUGUACCGAACAGGGCCAAUAGCGGCGUCCUCUGUUGGGACCCACAGAUUGACAUUUCACUGCAUAAACAAUACCAUACUUUCAGCGACCUAAAGCGCCAGUGCUUAACAGAACUAUAUCCUAGCGAUGUCCUGGAGUAUAUUUCGCUCAUCAGAGUGAUGAAGUCCUAUGGAGAUAAGAUCAAUGUUCUCAACUUGCUCCAUCUUGAAUCGAAUUUUCGGGCAAGGUCAGCAGCAAAAGUACACUUCCAUCUAUGUGAGAGUGAUCUAGAGAUACUAAAAUGGGAACGGACAGCCUUACAAAAACGUCUUACGGCCUUACGUCUAGUCGCUCUGGACUCCCGAAGGCGUUGCAUAUUGGCAGGUCAUUCCCUCCAAGGAAUUGACGAUCGAAUUCGUCCGCCGGAUCUCUUCAACGAUCCAAACGAAGCUUUGGAUCUAUGCCUCAGCCCUCAACUCGGAAGAGCACCCAGGCCAAUAUCCAACGAGGUUCUCGAGAGAGAGGUCAAAUGCGAAGUUCUCGAUGAAUGGUCGACCAAUCGAGACCGCAUCAACCGCUGGUUGCUUCAUUGCCUGCAAUCCGACGAAGAGCAGGCCCAGCUCCAUAAAUCUAUGCUAGCAGAACCAUUGCUCAAAGAUGAGGAUUGGGCCAGGCAGGUAUUGAGACACUGGUAUGUUGAUGAAGCUGCCCUUGGUCACGAAGUAAAGACGUCGCUCUCCAUUGGCGCCGUUGACAGCCAUACCGUAGAUGAUACCCCAGACGACGAGUGGGCUAGCCUUCCGCCCGUGCCGAUGCAUGCUCAAAUUCUGGAAGACAUGGCGGCGGGCCGCAUUGCAAGGGGAGGAAACCCCCAGCAGCAACCAAAAGCCUACACGAAGCCCUACCACGGCAUAGGCACAGCCAGGAGGGAAGGCCCCAAAGCACAACUGGACCUCAGUAGAGCCGUAGGGUCUACAUAUCUCAUCAUCCGUCUCAUCUUAACCGAGCCUCCAUCAAGGGCCCGCAAGGACAUUGGCUGGGGUAAAUAUCCAUUGAGAUAUCUCGGGCUGCGGUCCGCGCACCGGCAGUCUGCUGUCAUAAGCGGGCUCCAAGCCAAAACCGAAACGGAAACCGCGCUUGUCAAGACUCGGAAUGGCACGCUAUUAUGGUCGGCGCGCGACUUCCACUUGCGUACUGUUUCUCUGCAACCCACUGCUUUCUGGUUGCUCGCCGUGUUCUGGAGAGAUGAGAAUGCCUUCACCUCUGUUGAGGGUUUGCUAAGGCGAUCUUUGAUUGGAGAGAGCAAUAAGAUUGAAAGCAUAAGUCUACAGUACGUCCUACCUCUUUACAUCCGCGUCCAACAACACCGGUCAACCUCCAAUACGGAACAAGACAUUAGGAGCUCGAUAAUUCCCUCAACCAUGGACCACAUCAGACCUUUUUCAAUAGAGAAGUCUAAACAAGACGAAUUCGUGCAAAGUAUCCCAAAGAUGAUUCAGGACUUUCUCAAUGAGCUUCCGAGGGUGGAAACAAGCAAGCUAGCAGAGGACGGCUGGUGUAUGAUCUGUCACCAGAAGUACGGUCUCGAAAAUCCGGACGCUGACACCAUCGAAGAGGCGGAAGAGGUGGUGUGCUUCCCAUGUGGCCAUCACGCUGGUCGAAAGUGCAUUUCGACCUGGUUACAGACAAGUGGUGACUCAUGCCCGCUGUGUCGGAAGAAGUUUUUUCUGGUCGUACCGUGGCCGCACAUCAUACCUGAUGAAAAGGACUGGGAGGAUCUGAAAUAUUAUCCUCCAGAUUUCGAGGACAUAUGCUCGAGCUUGCGUCGGUCAGACUACAUUCUCGAAAACGUUAGAACAGGGUUGAGAGGACGUUCGCUUCCUGGAUGGAUCGUGCGGGCGGCCGGAAAUUAUUAUGAGUACAACGAAUCGCAGGGUAACUUCUUUCGCGACCACGAAUUCCGGAAAAUGGUCGCGAGAAAGAUUCUCUCAACUUCGCCAUCAGAAGUUGAGAACGCGCCAUGGAUGCUGCAGGUAUAUCCUAGACCAGGGGACUUGGAAGCGCACGUCGAGGCCCUAGCCUCAGCACUUGGAGCAGCUUUGCCAAGAAGCGUAAUUUAUAUUCAGCUUCGAGAUCGCGGUGCCACGAUCUAUCAAGUGAAUACGUACACGGAUUCCGAAAAGCCGUACCAGGAUGAGGGAUUCUUUCGGAACCUAAUUUCGCGUGGCGGUUUGGACGGAGACCCGCUUAUGACGGAUGAUGGGCGAGGGUCAUGGUGGACGUAUCUUGGGGAUGGCAAUGAAUUCAGCACGUAUUUCAUGGGUUACUGGAGAUCCGGAUCAGACAGUGGAUUCCAUGGAGGGAUCGAUGAUCUCGGCAAGGAUGACGGGGAUACAGCUGAGGCGGAUGCGGCAUUUGGUAGAGGCUCAGACGUUGAAGAGGGUGAAUGGAUCUACAGUGGUGCAGACAAUGAUUCGGAUUGGAGGGUCAAUGACCCGACAGACGAGGAAGUGAGGCGGACGUUGAGCUGA